CUCUCAGCAGGAUCCAGCAGCCAGGGUGAAGCCACCCCUGGGUAUCCACAGCCUUCCAGCACAGCCUUCAGCCAAUUAUCCCGGGACAAUGUCUCAUUCCAAGGAGUCAGAUGAGCUCGUGUUCUUUGUGAAUGGGAGAAAGGUCGUCGAGCGGAAUCCAGACCCUGAAAUAAACUUACUGUUCUACCUGAGGAAAAAACUUGGACUCACAGGGACCAAGUACGGCUGUGGAGGAGGGGACUGUGGCGCCUGCACAGUGAUGAUCUCUAGAUACGAUGCCAUCGCUGAAAAAAUCCGUCAUUUCUCCGUCACUGCCUGCCUGGUGCCCAUCUGCUCUCUCUACGGGGCCGCCAUCACCACCGUGGAAGGUGUUGGAAGCACCAAAACCAGGAUUCACCCCGUACAGGAGAGGAUUGCGAAAAGCCACGGCACCCAGUGUGGGUUCUGCACCCCUGGAAUGGUGAUGAGCAUCUAUACUCUCCUGAGGAACCACCCAGAGCCCUCCCCAGAGCAGUUAAUGGAAACUCUAGGUGGUAACCUGUGCCGCUGUACUGGCUACAGACCCAUUGUGGAGGCCGGGAGUAGCUUCAGCCCUAGUUCAUCUUGCUGCCAAAUGAACAGGGACGGGAGAUGUUGUUUGGACCAAAAACAAAAUGAACAUGAGAGCAAAGCUAAUGUUUGCACCAAACUGUAUGAAAAAGAAGAAUUUCAACCCUUGGACCCAACUCAGGAAUUUAUAUUUCCACCUGAACUGAUGAGAAUGGCAGAAGAGCCCCAAAAGAAAGUCCUGACUUUCCAUGGGGAAAGGACUACCUGGAUCACCCCGGGAACUCUGAACGACCUUCUGGGGCUGAAAAAGAAGUAUCCCAAAGCCCCUCUCGUGGUGGGGAACACGUGUGUCGGGCCUGAUAUGAAGUUCAGAGAAGUUGUCCAUCCAGUGAUCCUCUCUCCUGCAAGGACUCUGGAACUGUUUGUCGUGGCAACCACUGAAGAAGGGCUUACCUUAGGGGCCGGCCUCAGCCUGGCCCGAGUGAAGGACAUCUUGGCUGAUGUGGUGUGGAAGCUCCCAGAGGAGAGGACCCAGACCUACCGUGCUCUUCUGAAACACCUGAGCACCCUGGCUGGACAACAGAUCCGAAACCUGGCAUCCUUAGGCGGUCAUAUUGUGAGCAGACUUACAACUUCUGAUCUCAACCCCAUUUUGGGUGUAGGCCAUUGCAUCCUCAACAUUGCUUCAAUAGAGGGAACACAGCACAUUCCUUUAAACAGUCAUUUUCUUGCUGGAGAUGCAAACCUUAAACCGGAGCAAGUCUUAGUUUCUGUCUUUAUUCCUGUCUCGGAAAAGUGGGCGUUUGUGUCAGCUUUCAGGCAGGCCCCACGUCAACAAAAUGCCCUUGCCACCGUGAAUGCUGGCAUGCGGGUCCUCUUCAAAGAUGGCACACACACCAUUGCAGACCUCAGCAUCUUCUAUGGAGGAGUUGGACCGACCACACGCAGUGCAACUAAGUCCUGCCGGCAGCUUAUUGGAAGGUGCUGGGAUGAGAGGAUGCUCAGUGAUGCCUGCAGGCUUGUUCUAGACGAAGUCACCCUUCCAGACUCCGCCCCGGGAGGAAUGGUGGAAUUCCGAAGAACACUCAUGAUCAGUUUCCUCUUCAAAUUCUAUUUAGAUGUCUUGCAGCAGUUAAAGAUGAGAGACCCCAGUGGAUAUCCUGACACCUCCAAGAAAUUCCUGGAUGCCCUAGCAGACUUUCCUUUGACCACACCCCGUGGGAUACAGUCAUAUGAGCGUGUAGAUCCGCAGCAGCCCCCACAAGACCCAGUGGGUCGGCCCGUCAUGCAUCAGUCAGGGGUCAAACAUGCCACCGGAGAAGCUGUCUUUUGUGAUGACAUGCCUGCCUUCUCGGGAGAACUCUUCCUGGCGGUGGUGACCAGCACCAGGCCACAUGCUAAACUCAUUUCCAUUGACGCCUCCGAAGCCCUGGCAUCACCUGGGGUGGUGGAUGUGAUAACGGCUCAGGAUGUGCCAGGUGACAAUGGCAGUGAAGAAGAAAGACUGUAUGCGCAGGACAAGGUGGCUUGUGUGGGUCAGGUUGUCUGCACUGUGGCUGCCGAUUCAUAUGCUCAUGCCAAGCAGGCUACCCAAAAGGUGAAGAUUGAAUACGAAGAUGUGGAGCCUGUGAUUGUGAGCAUUCAGGAUGCAAUAAAACACAGAUCAUUCAUUGGACCUGAGAAAAAAUUAGAACAAGGAAACAUUGAGGCGGCAUUUCAAUCUGUUGAUCAAAUCAUCGAAGGGGAAGUGCACUUUGGAGGACAGGAACAUUUUUAUAUGGAAACUCAAAGUGUUCUUGUGGUCCCAAAGGCAGAAGAUAAGGAAGUGGACAUAUAUGUGUCAAGUCAGGAUGCAGCGUUUACACAGGAAAUGGUGGCUCAUACCUUGGGUGUGCCAAAGAACAGGAUCAAUUGCCAUGUGAAAAGAGUUGGGGGAGCCUUUGGAGGAAAAGCCAGCAAGCCGGCAUCCCUUGCAGCGAUGGCAGCUGUGGCGGCAAAUAAAACUGGUCACCCAAUCCGUUUUAUUCUAGAGCGUGGGGAUGACAUGUUAAUUACAGGAGGACGCCACCCACUUCUUGGGAAAUACAAGGUGGGCUUUAUGAACAAUGGGAAGAUUGAGGCAGCAGACAUUGAAUAUCACAUCAACGGAGGCUGCACACCAGAUGAAUCUGAAAUGGUAAUAGAAUACGCUUUGCUCAAACUGGAAAACGCUUAUAAAAUUCCCAAUCUGCGUGUCCGAGGACGUGCCUGCAAGACCAAUUUGCCAUCCAAUACAGCCUUCCGGGGCUUUGGGUUCCCCCAGGGAGCGUUUGUAACCGAAGUCUGGCUGGCCGCCGUGGCGGCCAAAUGCAACCUGCCGCCGGAGAGGGUUAGGGAGUUAAACAUGUACAAAGCAAUUGAUAAGACCAUUCACAAGCAAGAAUUUGAUCCAAAGAAUUUGAGAAGAUGCUGGGAGAAAUGUCUGGAGAGCUCCUCCUACUAUAUCAGGAGAAAGGCUGCUGAGGAAUUUAACCAGCAGCAUUAUUGGAAGAAAAGAGGACUUGCCAUUAUCCCCAUGAAAUUCUCCGUUGGGUUUCCAAAGUCAUUUUAUUAUCAGGCAGCUGCUCUAGUUCACAUCUACACGGAUGGGUCUGUGCUGGUUGCUCAUGGUGGAGUUGAAUUGGGACAAGGUAUUAACACCAAGAUGAUACAGGUGGCCAGCCGUGAAUUAAAGAUACCCAUGUCUUACAUACACCUUGGUGAGAUGAACACUGUGACAGUGCCCAACACAAUAGGCACAGGAGGAUCCACAGGUGCAGAUGUCAAUGGAAAAGCCGUGCAGAAUGCUUGUCAGACUCUGCUGAGACGCCUGGAACCCAUCAUCAGCCAAAGUCCUCAAGGCUCCUGGGAGGAGUGGGUCAAUGAAGCUUUUACUCAAAGCAUUAGUCUCUCAGCCACUGGAUAUUUUAGGGGCUAUCGAGCUGACAUGGACUGGGAGAAGGGAGAGGGGAACAUGCCGCCUUACUUUGUUUUUGGAGCCGCCUGCUCGGAGGUUGAAAUUGACUGUCUGACAGGAGCUCACAAGAAUACUAGAACUGACAUUGUCAUGGAUGCUUCCUUCAGUAUCAACCCAGCUGUGGACAUAGGACAGAUUGAAGGAGCAUUUACUCAAGGCCUUGGACUGUACACCAUAGAGGAGCUGAAAUAUUCCCCUGAAGGAGUCUUAUACACCCGUGGUCCAAACCAGUACAAAAUCCCUUCAGUUACUGAUGUUCCCGAGGAACUUCAUGUGUCGCUGCUGACACCAACCCCCAACCCAAUCGCAAUCUACUCCUCCAAGAUUCCCAAAAUUGACUGUAAAUGCUGUAAGCCAUGGUCCAUCGCUGUUGCCUAGUGUUUGGGAUUCAAGAACAUUAAGAACAAGAGUUCAUAUUCUGAUGGAUUUAAAGAUUUAGGAAAUCACUAACAUAAACAUCUUUAAAAUAUAUACAAAAGUGGGGCCAAUUAUUAAAUAUUUUUGUAUUUACAAAAUAUCUUACAAUUCUUGUUAAUAAGUGCAAGCAAUUAUGUUCUUGGAGCUUCACAAAAGUAUGACAUUUAAUUCUGUCAAUCUAGCGCUUUUUAAUUGUGUGCAUAAUUUCUAGGCUGAUUUUAGAAAGAAAUUGUAGACUUAUUAUGUUCCUAUUCUGAGAAAAGUAUAACUUGUAGACAGGAGACUAGAAUGGAUUUUGUUGUAUCCUUUUCUGUGAAGUUUUUUAAAAUUUAAGAUCUAUGCCUAAGAAUUGUCUUGAUUGAUUUUACUACUAAUAUAUUCUGAACAUAUACUAAUUCUGAAUACAUAUUAUAUAAUACAUACAUUCUGAACACUUACUAAUACAUUCUGAAGUAUAAUGAGUGAUAACCCAAAGUGACUAUAAAUAGUUACAUUGCUUACUAAUUGUUUAUUCAUUUGAUUGUUUAGAGUUCUCUAUUAUUGGGCACUCAAUUGAUUCACUCAAUAAAACAUUGGAAAAAAUCAA
Echinops telfairi (small Madagascar hedgehog) is the source of this 4547-nucleotide messenger RNA. RefSeq names its product aldehyde oxidase 3-like. Bases 89 to 3922 code for a protein of 1277 amino acids. Gene Ontology annotation, molecular function: NAD binding; iron ion binding; FAD binding. The record is from RefSeq and is a predicted model, not a curated record. NCBI's taxonomy places the organism in Eukaryota, Metazoa, Chordata, Mammalia, Afrosoricida, Tenrecidae. The transcript has 34 exons.